GAGGUGUGUUUUUUCAGGGGCUGGGGCGAACCUCAUCUGUUGGACUCCCUUCACAGGUGACUCAGAAGCAGAAUGAAUCACAGCCUGUAGCACUCCGAGAGGACAGGACCUGGUCGCCGUAGGAAGGAGCUGACGGGUGCUCAGGGGGACGUCUUCACACGGUGGGGCUUGAAGACAUGGCAUCUGCACACUGAAGAAACAUUGGCAACGUCGUGAUCCAUCCCAGCUGCGCAGACAAAUAUGAAAUUACUCUGGAUAAUCUCAUUUUUCCUGCUGCAAGACACGGAAGCUUUCCUGCUGCAGAAUGCUAAAAUCAAGCAGUGUUUACAAGCCAGCCCAACGGAUGGGGAUUUAUUGCUGUCGGACUGUAAUUCAGCAUCAGAUUUCCAGGACUGGUUUUGGCAAGGAAAUUCUUUGAGGAAUCACGGCACGCAGAGCUGUCUCUCUGUGGUGGAAGAGAACAGAGUGCAGACAAGUCCCUGUGAUAGUGUGGGCUUCAUGGGCUGGGACUGCUCCAAUUCGCUGCUCUCUCCUCUGGGCAGCAGCCAGAGCUACCUGGUGGCAAGCAAGAAAGGAGUCGCACUCGAUGAUGUGAGAGGUCUCAAGGCUCAGUGGCAAAGUGCUGCAGAGAGUAGUGUGUGCAAGGAGAAAGCAGCACAGUACAGCUACUUACCAGCAGCCCUUACCAGCACAAACGUGUAUGACCACACCAAUGCUAUCCUUGUGCUGGGGAUGGAGCCAGAAAAGCUGGAGGAGCUGCUGUGGUUCUUCCGCAGAGAAGACUCAUCAGCAUGGAAUUACUCCAUCCUGGCGCUUUCCUUUGUGAUCACAAUUUUGGGUUUCGUCCUUCUGGCCAUUAACAUUUCACGAAACAGGAAAAGGAAGAUCCAGAUGUAUAAAGAAGCAGCACAAGCUGCCCAGAAUUCGGAGGUGGAAAGCAAGCAAGCCCUGCUAAGAGUGCCAGAAUUCAGCCCAGAAAGCCUGCAGAAGCCAGAGCCGCCGCCACAGGAUGAGAGAUCAGGAGAGGUGCUGGUUCAGUGGAAGGAUGGGACCGUCACCAGCCUGUACAAAGAGACAGCAGAGGAUGCCAUGUAGCAGCUGAUGUCAAACCACCUUAGGGCAGAUAGGAGCCCAUCAGAAUGUCUCAAUUCACAGCAACCAAAGAUCAAAAAGUUGAAAAAUGCAUUUUAGCCUGGACGAGAAAAAAGAAAGCAAAGAAAGCAGCAGAGCUGUGUCAGCAGAGGUGGCUCUGGCCUCAGAGGCAAAGCUGUGCCUCCUGUUGGGAUGAUCUUUACCCCCCUCGCUCAGCUGCUGGGGUGGAAGGAGAGGAGGGGGCUCACAGUCAUCCAGGGUGUGUGCCUCACCUCCAGAUAUGGAAACCACUGGCACCAAAGCAGGGGAGCGUCUGUUCUUUUCAAAAGUUACCUUUAUUAAAAUAUUCUCCAAAGUGCUCGAUCAAAACCCCGUAUUGAAUCUCUGUGUAUCACUCUAGUCUUAUCUGUAUGAAUAAAUGUACAAAUACGCA
Molecule: messenger RNA, 1525 nt
Organism: Coturnix japonica (Japanese quail)
Lineage: Eukaryota; Metazoa; Chordata; Aves; Galliformes; Phasianidae
Gene: SLC51B
Product: SLC51 subunit beta
Biological process (GO): bile acid and bile salt transport
Cellular component (GO): plasma membrane
Molecular function (GO): protein heterodimerization activity; transmembrane transporter activity
Source: RefSeq, a predicted model, not a curated record